GGGAGUCGACUGGUGGGCAUUUGGCGUCAUCCUUUAUCAAAUGGCCACGGGAUUAUAUCCCUUUUAUUUUGAUGAUAAUGAUGAUAACACCUUGAUCAACUCAGUGCUCUACCAAACACCAGAGUACCCUGAGAGGCUUAGCAUUACCACCAAAGACAUCUUACAAUUGCUACUGAACAAAUUCCCCACUUUUCGGGUGCAAAUGGUGGCAAACAUCAGAUCAUACGCCUUCUUUAACAGUAUCAACUGGGAAGAGCUUGAGGCUGGGAGAGUAGCCCCACCAUUUACCCUGGAAAGACCAUCUCUGGAGCAUUUGAACAGGAUUGCGGAGCAGAGCCCAUCGAUGCCAUCAACGGACCCCCAAGAGCCGCCUCUGUCUUCAAAAGAACAAGAGAUGUUCCGUGACUUUACCUUUGUGAGCCCCAUAGCGCUCACCGCUCUGCCCGCACCUGCUGCCCGCUGAGAUUUCAACCAAGAUGAACAUCAACAUGGUUGAACAAUGGACAAUUGAUAACCACCAAUAAAUAAACAUUCAAUUUGU
This is a messenger RNA of Spea bombifrons (plains spadefoot toad), 541 nucleotides long. Its product is annotated as protein kinase C delta type-like. Gene Ontology annotation, biological process: protein phosphorylation. The coding region runs from base 41 to 463 and encodes 140 amino acids. Lineage: Eukaryota; Metazoa; Chordata; Amphibia; Anura; Pelobatidae. Gene Ontology annotation, molecular function: protein serine/threonine kinase activity; ATP binding. The transcript is spliced from 3 exons. The record is from RefSeq and is a predicted model, not a curated record.